Messenger RNA from Zea mays, 2098 nucleotides. RefSeq names its product UDP-Glycosyltransferase superfamily protein. Gene Ontology annotation, molecular function: glycosyltransferase activity. The record is from RefSeq and is marked inferred. The transcript has a single exon. Bases 424 to 1929 code for a protein of 501 amino acids. NCBI's taxonomy places the organism in Eukaryota, Viridiplantae, Streptophyta, Magnoliopsida, Poales, Poaceae.
UAUGAGUCAUUUGCCAAACAGGCUUUCCUAGAAAUGGAGGCUAUCUUUGGUUAAAACAGCGGUCAUGAGCUUGCGUCGAUCGAGUAGCACUGUACACUAUCAAAGCGCAUGGAGUUAGUUCCGCAUGCAUCACAACUGAUCGAUCCCACCGCUCGCAUGGCAUGCAUCGCCGCUUCUGUAAGUAACUUGAGCCAUGGAAAGCAAGCAUGGAUCGAUGAUUAAGCUGCUAGCAAGCUCCGAUCCAAGGGAAGUCAAAUGCCUUCAAGACACUCCACCCUCACUGCUCCAUCUCCAAAAGCAGCUCUGAAUUCUGAACCGCGGCUAGAAUCCUGCCCCUUUGCCGCCAUUUUGCGCUGCAUCCCUGCAGCAUGCGUCCAUGUACGCCUAGCUAGAGCUAGAGCUAGCUCGCGCGCUGCGUGAUCGAUGGCCCUGCUCACCUCCCUGCCGAGGCCCAGGAAGCAGCGGUGCCCCUCCCACACAAUGCUCCCCCUCUCGCCGUCCCUCCUCUCCCUGAUCCUUCUCAUCCCCUUCCUCUCCCUCCUCCUCCUCCACCGUUCCUCCUUCCCGGGCUCCUCUUGCUCCCCGGCCCUGGCGGGGGCCGCUUCUCACCGGGGAAGAAGCGCGGCCGGCUUCGAGGGGGACCUGCGCGACAUCGAGUUCUCCUGGAACCACCUGCCGUUCUCGGCGUCCAGGCCGCCCCCCGCCAAGCUGAAGAUCGCCGUGUUCUCCCGGAAGUGGCCCGUGGCCACGGCGCCCGGAGGCAUGGAGCGGCACGCGCACACGCUGCACACGGCGCUCGCGGCACGAGGCCACCGCGUGCACGUGUUCACCUCCCCGCCGCCGCACACCGAGGCCGCGCCAUCGCCCUCCGCCGACGGGCCCCAGCUCCACUUCCUGGACGGCGAGCCGGGGCAGUGGCGCUGCGACGAGGCGUGGAAGCUCUACGAGGCCGAGGGAGAGAACGACCCCUUCGACGUGAUCCACUCCGAGAGCGUGGCCGUGUUCCACCGCUGGGCGCUCGGCGUGGACAAGCUGGUAGUGUCAUGGCACGGCAUCUCGCUGGAGGCCCUGCACUCGGGCAUCUUCCAGGACCUGGCCCGCGGCGACGAGGAGCCCAGGUCGCCGGCGCUGAACCAGAGCCUGGGCCAGUCCGUGUACCGCGUGCUCUCCGAGGUGCGCUUCUUCCGGAGCUACGCGCACCAGGUGGCCAUCAGCGACUCGACGGGGGAGAUGCUCCGCGACGUGUACCAGAUCCCCUCCCGCCGCGUGCACGUCAUCCUGAACGGCGUGGACGAGGCGCAGUUCGAGCCGGACCCCCCGCUCGGGCGCGCGUUCCGGGAGGAGGUCGGGGUGCCCAAGGGCGCCGACCUCGUGCUGGGCGUGUCGGGCCGGCUGGUCAAGGACAAGGGCCACCCGCUGCUGUACGAGGCCUUCUCCAAGCUGGCGCUGCGCCACCCGAACGUGUACCUCCUCAUCGCCGGGAAGGGGCCCUGGGAGAACCGGUACAUGGACCUGGGCCGCAACGCCAAGGUGCUCGGCGCCGUGCCGCCGGGGAAGCUGAAGGCGUUCUACAACGCGCUGGACGUGUUCGUGGACCCGACGCUGCGGCCCCAGGGGCUGGACCUGACGCUGAUGGAGGCGAUGCAGUGCGGGAAGCCGGUGGUGGCGACGCGGUUCCCGAGCAUCAAGGGCAGCAUCGUGGUGGACGAGGGGUUCGGGUACAUGUUCGCGCCCAACGUGGAGUCGCUGCUGGAGAGCCUGGAGGCCGUGGUGGCGGAGGGCGCCCGGCGCGCCGCGCAGCGCGGGCGCGCGUGCCGGGAGUACGCCAAGUCCAUGUUCGCGGCCACCAAGAUGGCGCUCGCGUACGAGAGGCUCUUCCUCUGCGUCAAGAACGACACCUUCUGCGGGUACCCAGCCGAGUUCGAUUGAGCAGCUCCUGCAUGCAUGUGCGUUUUGCUAAUAAUUAUACAAGUGCUGUACGGUGCUUUUUCCGUCGCGUUUUUACGUUGAACUACCAGGCAUAUAGAUAUUUAACUUGGAGUCCGUUUUUAUGAAUACAAACAAAUGAACAAAAAUCUACGAAUUGCUCUUUUUUACG